UUAAUAAUUAUUUAUUAAAAAAAUAUAAAUUUCCGCGCGGAAGUGAUGGAAUUUUUUAUUAAACUUUUUUUUUAUUAUGAAUAAUUUAAUUAAUUAGUGAUUAUAAAUAAACAAUUGAAGAUUAGUAAUUUUGAGAGAUUAUAAUAUGUAUAAAUUAGUGAUAGAAAUUGAUAAAGUGAUUAAAUGUCGAACAAAUGGUGAAAAAACGAAGGAAAUAAAUAAAAGUAGUGGCCUUGGAAUUGAAAAAUCUGCCUCAGUUAUAUUGAAGUCAGAGUUUCCUGAUGAUAAAAAUAAUUUAAAUAAAAAAAGUAAUUUUGUGAUAAAUAAAAAAAAUAAAGAAGAAGAUAAUGAAGAUGAUAAAAAAAUAUAUGAAGCUAAAGAAAUAAAUGGAAAAUAUCAAAAAUCAAAUAUACAAGAAGAUAAAGCAGACGAUAAUGAAAAUGAUGAAAAUGUAUAUGAUGAAGAAAUGAAUAAAAAGUGUGAGGAAGUAAAUGUAGAAGAAGAAAAGAAAGGAGAAGAAAAAGAAGAUAAUAAAAAUGUAGAUGAAGAUGAAGACAUGAAUGAACAAUUUACAGAAGUAAAUGUAGAAGAAGAAAAGGGAGGAGAAGAAAAAGAAGAUGAUAAUAAAAAUGUAGAUGAAGAUGAAGACAUGAAUGAAAAAUUUACAGAAAUAAAUGUAGAAGAAGAAAAGGGAGGAGAAGAAAAAGAAGAUGACAAUAAAAAUGUAGAUGAAGAUAAAGAAAUGAAUAAAAAAUAUGAAGGAGUAAAUACAAAAGAAGAAAUAGAGCUAGAAGAAAUUGAAGAAGAAAUCAUUGAAUUUAUCGAAGUAUAUAUAGAAGAUGAAGAAGUUGAUAGAAAAGCUGCAGAAGUAAAUAUACAAGGAGAAGAAGAAACAACUGAAGUUUCUGCUGAAAUAAAAGAUGAUAAACAUGAAUUUUCUGUGUGUAAUCCGUGUUUUGUAUGUGAUCUCUGUGAUUCAAUUUUCGAUUCUCAAGAAUCACUUUCUCUUCAUAAAAAAGCGCAUAUUAAUAAUGAUAAGAGUAAUGAAUUACCUCGAUUUAAAUGUCAUCUAUGUAACAAACAGUUUUUUGACGAAGACGAUGUUAAGAUCCAUAAAAAAGAAGCUCAUCCUAAAAUUAAAAAAUGGAGAAAUUAUAAAAAAAAUGUCGCUUUGAAUAACAAUAAUCAUGAUUGUGAGAUUUCUAAAAUUGAUUUUCAUAAUAAGUCGCUGUAUGACGAACAUACUUCUGAGCACGAAGAAAAAUUAGCAGCUGAUGAAGAAAUGGUUGAAGCUAAAAAUAAAAAACUUAUAGAUAUAACGAACUCAUUACCAGGUUCAGAUAUUUUUAAAUGUAGGAUUUGUAAAAUGCCGUUUAAUUCAUCGGAAAAAUUUGAAGAACAUAUUAAUUAUUGUUCAAGUGGAAGAAAAGAUAAAUGGGAGUGUAUUAUUUGCCAUAAUUUAUACGAAAGUCAUCAACUUCUGUAUGCUCACUUCGAAGAUCAUGACACGACUGGUCCCAGUCACUGACAUAUUUGUCGCUUAACUUUUGAUGAUUCUUAUUUAUUGAAACUUCAGAUGAGACAACAUGAAUUCUCCAGAAAAUAAUUUACUUAUAAUCAAGUAUCUUUUAUAAAUUUAUUCGUAAAACUCUUUAUAUUCCUUUUAAUUAUUUAAUUAUUUAUUUUUUUUAAAAGUUACUGUUGAUAAUUUUUCAUACUUUUAAGUCCGCAUUUUUUUUUUAUAGUAACAUUACACGGAAAAAAAUAGAUAUUACUGGUUACUGUUCUGCGCAGUAAUCGACGAAAAAUACACGGAGAGAAAUUUCAAGUAAAUAUGCCUACGCAGCAUAGUAAUAAUUACAUUACUCUAUAGUUUGUAUAAGCAGACACAUAAGAGCGGCGUGAUACAAAUUACAGAGUAAUGUAAUUAUUACUAUGCUGCAUAAGCAUAAUUACUUGACAUUCCUCUCCGUGUAUGGAGAAAAAUAAAUUUUAAUAUGACUGAUUCGUAUUAGAACAGGAGUAAGUAAUUGCUUACAACGUUCUAUUACUUUUUAAACAGUAACCAGUGCUGUGCUACACAAUACAAUAAACAUAUGACAGGUUACUGUUAAAAUAGUCGUCGUUGAUAGUUAAAGAGUACAAACCUCUCAGCACAGCUCUUGUUGCUGUAUAGAAUAAGAGAACUCACUAUUUAGUGACAGGAAUGGUUACUUAGCUCGUAGUUCUCAUUAACCUCCAGAACUUAGUCCUGUUUUGACAUGAACUAUUACUAAAUUCAUUUGUGACUGAAGUGUCAAGAAUAGUAAAGACACAUAUGAAUAUAUCAAUAGUUCAUGUUAGAACAGGACUGAGUACUGUUCUGGAGAUCAAUGAGAACUACGAGAUCUAAGUAACCAUUCCUGUUACUAAAUAGUAAGUUCUCGCAUUCUAUACAGCAGCAAGAGCUUUGCUGAGAAGUUUUUAUACACAGAAAGAUUGGAACCCGACUGGUUACUGUUC
Molecule: messenger RNA, 2502 nt
Organism: Microplitis mediator
Lineage: Eukaryota; Metazoa; Arthropoda; Insecta; Hymenoptera; Braconidae
Product: zinc finger protein hangover-like
Exons: 2
Coding region: 146-1528 (460 amino acids)
Biological process (GO): regulation of transcription by RNA polymerase II
Cellular component (GO): nucleus
Molecular function (GO): RNA polymerase II cis-regulatory region sequence-specific DNA binding; DNA-binding transcription factor activity, RNA polymerase II-specific
Source: RefSeq, a predicted model, not a curated record